Molecule: messenger RNA, 381 nt
Organism: Medioppia subpectinata
Lineage: Eukaryota; Metazoa; Arthropoda; Arachnida; Sarcoptiformes; Oppiidae
Source: the annotation of a GenBank genome assembly
AUGGACGGAAAUCAAUCGGAGGCCGAAUUACAGGGAAAUGUUCCGGUUCUUUCGGCGAUAGACCUCAAACCCGAUAACGUGUUGAUUGCAAACAAUACUCUCUGGAAUAGACACCGAUUUAUAAAGUUAUGUGACUUCGGUUUGUCUAAAGAAGUAAAAGCAUUGAGUGAUGCAUACAAUCAAAGUAGUGAUAAACACACCGCAGAUGUGACUCUAUAUAUGGCACCCGAAGCACAGUUUGGCACCGAUUAUAACCACUUAAUAGAUGUCUAUAGUCUGGCACUCAUUGGAGCGAAAAUAUUUGGUUUUAAUUCCGACGAUAUCAGAGACGGAGUGUAUAUUUGAUUUCAAUAUAAAAAUUGAUAGUAAUUUAAAUCUGAA